Rotaria sp. Silwood2 is the source of this 307-nucleotide messenger RNA. The record is from the annotation of a GenBank genome assembly. NCBI's taxonomy places the organism in Eukaryota, Metazoa, Rotifera, Eurotatoria, Philodinida, Philodinidae.
AUGUCUUAUGAAUUUCUUUUAGUCGGUAAUAAUCGUCGUCUACUUUCGGAUCGUUUUCAAUUUACUCAUUCUAAAAUAACUGAUGCUCUUACAACUAAAAAAUGGAAAUUACAAGUCAAUUAUCCUCGAAUAUCAUCAAACAAUAAACAAACUCCUUUAUAUUUAACUUUAAAAUCUCUUAAUCCUAUACAACCAAAUUAUGGUAAAUUUGAAAUUAUAUGUCAAAAAAAACAUCAUAUUCUUCGACGUUAUAUUGAAUCUAUGGAAGAUCUUACUAAUAGUUAUACAAUAGAAUUUUUUUACAUUU